GUCAUCUAUAAUGAGAUCUGGUGCCCACUUCUGGCAUGCAGGCAUACAUGGAAAAAAUGUUGAAUACGUAAUAAAUAAAUAAAUUUAAAAAAUAUCUACCUAGAGUACACAAACAUCUUAAACUUGAAUUAUUUGGGGCUGAAGAGAUGGUUCAGAGCAAUUACUGUUCUCGCAGAGGACCCAGGUUCUAUUCCCAGUACCCACAUGGUAUCUCACAGCUGUCUGUAACUUUAAUUAUAGGGGUCCAAGUCCCUUUUCUGAACUUUUUGGGCAUCAGAUAUACACUUGGUGCACAUACACCAUGCAGGAAAAACAUUCACAUUAAAAAAUAACAAUAAAUUUGAUUAAAAAACAAAAAUGUCUCAUUUCAUGGAAAAUUUAAAAAAAAUGAUCUGUAUUAUUGAGUUAUAGACUUUGUUUUCUAGAUAUAAACCCUGGUACCCCAUACUGCUCUGUAAGAAAUAUCUCCUCGCCAGGACAACUAGGACUGUUACACAAAGAAACCCUGUUAUGAAAAACAAAUAAAAAAUAAUUAUCUCCUGUUUUAUGGGUUGUCUUUACACUCUAUUGCAAUGACAAUAUACUUCUUGUAUGUUAUUCAUUUUGAUAAAGUCCAGUUUACUACUUUUUCUUUUUGUCAUAUAUGUUUGAUCUCAUAUUUAAGGCUUUGCUUCACCCAACACUAUGAAGAUAUAACCCUAACUUUUCUUCUAAGAAGUUUAUAGUUUUAGCUGUAAAAUAUGUGUGGCCCAUUUUGAGUUAAUAUUUGUAUGUAUUAUGAGAAAGAAGUCUGUAUUAUAGUUCUCCGAGGAGACAGAAACUGUGGGAGACAGAUGCAGUUAUAGAGGCAUAGAUAGAGAGGGGAUUUGUUAGGCAAUUAGCUAACACAAUCAUGGAGACUGAAAAGUCCACCAGAAAACCAGGGAGGCUGUAGCCUGGCUCAGUCCAAGUCUGAAGGAGACUUGAGAACCAGGAAAACAGAUCAUGAAAGGCCUGGGAACCUGCUGCACUUGUCUGUUGGAAAUGUGAGUCCCAGAGACCAAAGAACUUGCAGUUCUGAAGUCUAAGGGCAGAGGAAAGACAUCCACUCCAGAGAAGAAGCGGAUUCUUCCAUAUUCCAGGUGAUUUGUUUCUUUCAUGCAGCCCCUGACACCUAACUAGAUGGUGCCUUGUGGGCAGAUAUGGUCCACUGAGCCCACUAGUUCAUAUGUGGAGGCUUCAGAAACACCCGUACAGAUAUCAGAUCUGCUCAGAGACAUCGUUUAAGUCAACGCUGUAAGAUGAAUGAGGACACUGGCACUGACUACUUAGCACCUUGGCAGCUGUCUCAGGUGGCUGAUGGUGGAGGUAUUGGAAUUGUAGAAGAGAGCAAGCACAUACAUUUGGCUAAAGGCGAUUUUGUGACUUCUUUUUAUUGGCCCUGGCAAACCAAAGCCAUUCUAGAUGGGAAUGGCCUUGAAAAGGUAGACCCACAACUUGUGGAUGGACAUCUUUCAUAUUUUCUUGGAGCUAUAGGUAUGCCUGGUUUGACUUCCUUGAUUGGGGUACAGGAGAAAGGUCACAUAUCUGCUGGAUCCAAUCAGACAAUGGUUGUCAGUGGAGCAGCAGGUGCCUGUGGAUCUUUGGCUGGGCAGGACGUCAUGGCAGCAGGAGCACUCAAGACACAGAAAGCAGCGAAUGCCUGCACACAGCUUGCUCUCUCCUGUGUAUUCAGUGAUGUGCCCCAGCCUGUGGAAUGGUACCCACCACAUUCGAUUGGCCACCUGCUUGGCUGUUCCAGAGUGGUGGGAAUUUGUGGAACACAUGAGAAAUGCCUCUUUUUGACUUCAGAACUGGGGUUUGAUGCUGCAAUUAACUAUAAAAAGGGGAAUGUGGCGGCACAGCUCCGAGAGUCGUGCCCAGCUGGAGUGGAUGUCUACUUUGACAAUGUUGGUGGCGACAUCAGUGAUACGGUGAUAAGUCAGAUGAAUCAGAACAGCCACGUCAUCCUGUGUGGUCAAAUUUCUCAGUACAAUAAGGAUGUGCCAUACCCUCCUCCACUGUCCCCUGCUGCAGAAGCAAUCCAGAAGGAGAGAAACAUCACAAGAGAGAGAUUUACCGUGCUAAACUAUAAAGAUAAGUUUCAGCCUGGACUUCUCCAGCUGAGUCAGUGGUUUAAAGAAGGAAAGCUAAAGAUCAAAGAGACUGUGAUAAAUGGAUUGGAAAACAUGGGAGUUGCGUUCCAGUCUAUGAUGACCGGAGGCAACAUCGGGAAGCAGAUUGUCUGCAUUUCAGAAGAUUUUUCUCUGUAGUCUGCGUAUCUUCAUCAAGGAAACCCUACAUUUCCUACUGUGCACAAAGAUUCUUAAGAUACAUUUAAAAAAAUAAUCUUACAGUACACAUAGUUCUUAAUUUAAGUGUAAUUGUAAUAUUUUUAGUUAAAUAACCUUCUUAUUUUCAAUAUCAUAUAUUAACUAUAUAUCUAACUUGUGAUUGUUAACCAUAAUACAAUGGUUCUCAACCUGUAGGUUGUGACCCCUUUGGAGUCACUACCAGAUAUCCUGCAUAUCGGAUAUUUACAUUACAAUUCAUAACAGUAGCAAAAUUAGUUAUGAAGUUGCAAUGAAAUAAUUUUAUGGUUGUAGGCCCCACAAUGUGAGGAACUGUGUUAAAGGGUCACAGCAUCAGGAAGGGUGAGAAGCACUGCCACAAUAGAUUUGGUAUCAUCUGUUUUUCUCUAUUUUAUUUUUGAGACAGGGUCUCAAAUAUGAAGUCCACACUGGCCUCGUACUUAUGAUUCUUGUGGCCUGUCUCCUGAGUGCUGGGAUCACAGGCAUGUACCACUAUACCUGACUUAUUUUCCUUGUAAUAAUAACUAGUAAUAAUAAUUAUUUUGGAGAUGGGUCUGUUAGUGUAGCUCAGGCUGGACUGAUUCCUGAGGUUCCCCACUGCCAAUUAUCUCUGGGGUUACAGGCACGUGUUACUCACUAUACUCAGCUAAUUUUGUUUGUUAAAACUCUUGUUACAUAUAUUUGUAUCAAAUAUUUAAAAACUUCUGGAUAGUUAAUACAACUGUUAAUGGAUCAUAUGUAGGCAUAUCUUUAAGUUAUUUUUAAAACUGGGUGAACACUCUAAUUCUAAGGUCAGAAGCAGUUAACAUCUGUUGAACUGGGGAAAUUUUUAACAUUAUUCUUAAAGUGAGAGUAUUAGAAUUGCGAUGGGCUUUCCAUAUUUCAUAUGGAAGAGAGACUGUAAAAGUCUUUAUGUACCUAUGUGUCUUGUCUGUCUGUACACCACAUGCAUGCCUGAUGCCUGCAGAGACAGAAUAGGGCAUUGAAUCCCUUGGCACUGGAGAGAGUUUUGAGCCACCGUGUAGGUGCUGGGUUCUUGAGUGCAGGUCCUCUGGUAGAGCAGCUGCUGAGCUAUCUCCCCAGCCUGCCCAAAGAGGGACUUUUCAUGGUAAGCACAUAGGGUUGGGGGCAGCAUUGGGAGUAUCAGACUGAGGAAGAGAAGUUUUGGGUUGGGAGUGAUAUGAAAAGAUAAAUAACGUCAGUUGAGUUGAUGAGAGACUCAAUAGACCAGAUUUACACCCAGAAGACUUGUGUUCUCCCAAAUUACUAUGUAGCAAGCCUAACAAAAGCUUGUGUUUACGUUAGGAAUAUUUUUUUUAGAUAGUCUGUUAUGUAGCUUGCUAUGUAAUUCUGGCUGCCCUGGAAUUUACAGAUCUCUAGCUGCCUGUCUACCUCUGGAGUGCUAGUGUUAAAGGUCCGCACUUUGGGAACCUUUGGAGGGCAAGUAGGUAUAAACAUCACUGAGAAUUUUAUUGGUUAAAGUGGGUUGGGGAAGUUAUCAGGGCAGAACACUGUUCAGUAUUCUAGGGGCCUUAAUUCCCAAUAGCAAUCCCCACUCCCCAACUCGCCCCAAGUAAAAAAGCUUCAGAAAGUGGUGGUGGUGGUGGUGCACGCCUCUAAUCCCAGCACUUGGGAGGCAGAGGCAGGUGAAUCUCUGUGAGUUAGAGGCCAACCUGUUUUACAAAAGCUAGUUCCAGGACAGGCUCCAAAAGCUACAGAGAAACCCUGUCUCAAAACAAAAAAACAAAAAACAACAACAAAAAAGGCUUCAGAAAAUGAUAGGACAAAGUAAACUAACCAAUGGUUGUAGACAUGAAUAUUCCACAUAUAUUGAUGUUUUUAUUAAUUGUAACUCAACCUUUAGAAAAGCAAAAUUGAAAAUGUUUUCUAAGUGUGAUUUAAGACACUUUUUUACACAGCCAAUGUAUUUUAUAGGUGACACUUCCAAUAAAUACAUUCAAACUGUA
Messenger RNA from Myodes glareolus (Bank vole), 4297 nucleotides. The record is from RefSeq and is a predicted model, not a curated record. NCBI's taxonomy places the organism in Eukaryota, Metazoa, Chordata, Mammalia, Rodentia, Cricetidae.